This is a messenger RNA of Tremella mesenterica DSM 1558, 1872 nucleotides long. RefSeq lists its product as uncharacterized. The transcript is spliced from 9 exons. Lineage: Eukaryota; Fungi; Basidiomycota; Tremellomycetes; Tremellales; Tremellaceae. The record is from RefSeq and is a predicted model, not a curated record. The coding region runs from base 1 to 1872 and encodes 623 amino acids.
AUGGGCAACGUUUGUAGUUUUCGAAGACGACGUAUCCGGCUCUUGUCGGAGGAAGAUGGCCUGAGACCGCUCCUUUCGCCACUAUCACAUAGUCGUCGCUCAUUCUCAUUCGACAAUACUGACUUCACCAACAGGCAAGUGGACACGGAUAAAUAUACCACCCUCACGCAGGCUCGGCAAUCCGCAAAACCUUAUAUCCUCGUGCUCAUCGACGGUGAUGGGUUGAUUUUCCAGAAAGACUUCUUCAACUGCAAUGAUCCAGAUCACCCAGGUAGAGGUGGGGCUGAGGCAGCACGUUAUCUUUAUUCUGCCAUCCAACACCUCGAACAAAAUACUUCCCAAUUCCGCGACGGUGAAGAAAUAACAAUCUCCCAGUCAUCUCUCUCCUUUUCUCGAACUAAAGCUGGUGGCAAGGGUUCAUCAGGGUAUGACAGCAAGCUGCCCAUCGUAGUCAACAUCUUUCUCAAUAGAAGUGGCUUGUGGUACGCAUUGAAGGGCGUGAGAGAUACUCAAUUCCGAGCGUUCUGGGAGGAAUUUUGUGGUGCACAUGAGCUCUUCUCCGGACGUCGGCUAAAACCCCUAUCAGCGCACCUGCAUCUUUUGGCAGGCAAUCCGGCUUGCAAGACCAUCUACGCUGGAAUCAGCCACGAUACAGGCUAUGCCUCCACUUUGAACAGUUUGCAGACUGAAAGAAAACUCCAUAACGUGGUCCUUCUCAAAGGUUAUGAAGAGGUUCCACCCCGCAUCGCCUCCUUCAGGUUACCAACCGUUUCCAUGCCCGAAUUAUUCAGGACCGAUCGGAUAGUCAUCAUGCCAACGUCAGUUCCUUCCAUUUUCUCCCCGCCUACGGCAGAACCUUCCCUUCUGAUCGAUCUCGACGAACUGCCCGCCGGAUCUCAGAGUCCCGUUAAGAUAGAUGCCGUUCUUGUUCAAGCCCAUGAUGAAUCUACACAUCUUCUGGACGAUGUUCCCGAAGCUCAAGAGGAUCCCGCUGAAGCUCCUGUUUCCACUACGGAUGCCGAUGCAGGAGCUACAAAAGUCCAUGAUGACUCGGUGAAUGCUCAAGACGAUUCGUCUGUACCUCAAGAGACGUCCACUGAAGUGGGGGAGAUCCCCGUGGAGAACCAGGAAAUCGCCAAGGUUACUUUACCCGUAGAGGGUGAAGCCGAACGAACCCCCGUCAUUCCUCAAGAUCUCGUACCCGAGUUCAGCGACAUCGCACCCCCAGACGACACUAGGAGUUAUGCCGAGACCACAGGCGUCACAGAAGACAGCGUUGACAUAUCGACCGCUACGACUGAGGUCCAAGAUGAAUCCCUAUCCAUAUCAGAACACCCUGCCAUGUCCAUUGAUGAAUCCGUCGAACCCGAACGAGAAGCGCCCACAGUGUCCACCGAGUCCAGGAAAUCCAUUCGUUCUCGUCCUCCACGGUCGUAUAGUUCAGCGUUGGGCCAGACAGCUCCCAAAUCUAUCCUUGUCACGACCCCACGUCCUACUUCAAGUGUCGGUCCUUAUCGUCCACCGGCACAACGAGCCAAAGAAAUAACGGCACGUUCUCAAGAGUCAGACGGAUCGGGGUGGCAAGUCGCCAGGUCUGCUCCCACUCGUUCUCAGACCGUUAUCUACGGUCAAGGGACGAAACGGACAAAGAAAUCAGUCAGAGAGAUGAAUCCUGGUCCGUGUCAAUGGGCUCAGAGAAAUGACCUACGAGAAACAGUUCGACGUUUACCAUGUUCAGCCAAGAAAGAAGGUAAAUGUCCAGAGGUAAACGGGAAAGGCCCAUGUAUAUACGGGCAUAAAUGUCCUUAUGGUGUACGGUGUAAUCAACCGAAGGAUUGCAGGUUCAAAGAUGUUCCCGGGGCUCAUGAUUGA